This is a messenger RNA of Polyodon spathula (Mississippi paddlefish), 1446 nucleotides long. RefSeq lists its product as uncharacterized. The coding region runs from base 890 to 1414 and encodes 174 amino acids. The record is from RefSeq and is a predicted model, not a curated record. NCBI's taxonomy places the organism in Eukaryota, Metazoa, Chordata, Actinopteri, Acipenseriformes, Polyodontidae. The transcript has 8 exons.
CGAGUCGUCCGGGCCGCUGCAGGACAGGAAGAGAUCACUGCUCCCGAUGCCCAGAACCACGGGCUGUCCCACUCCGGGCUGGGUCUGAGUGUCCCAGGACGUGUGCUAUCCCGUUUGCAGCUCAGAACACCGGUGCUCAAUUCUGACUGAAACCAGGGAGGAAGCUGGUGCAGUGGCGUCAGGCGAAGGGGAAAUCUUACAAACGCCCCCCGAAACUCACCCCCCAGGCGAAGAGGGGGGACCCCGCUGCGGGGAGGCGCUCCUUCUGGGCCACCAUCGAGAGGAGGAUGACAUCAACAGCCUGGUCACUAGCGUGGAGGCAAUGCUGACGGACUGCCUGAGAUUGGUGCAGGAGGGCUGUCCCGCGGAGGAGGUGUCUGCAGUGCUGGCCCGCGUGCCCCUGGCCCGAACGCUUCUCCAGGUUCUGGCAGUGCAGAAUGCGGCUGAUGGAGCGGAAGGGGGAUUACAAUGUGCUCCCACUGUUUGAGGAGGCAGUGCGCCCGACAAUGUAGGUGAGGUAACCCUGCCCCCCCUGGGGCUGUGACUCCGCCUGCCAGGGAGGUGACUUCACCCACCAAGCUGAGGACUGGCUCCCCCCCCCCAGUACUCUCUGUGUGGCUGGGUUUCCUGUCUGACUCGGUUUCUCUUUCAGCCAAUCGAUGAGCUCCAGUCUGCCGUCUUUGAGAUCCUUAAGAAAAAGGAAGCCCCCAAACCCACAGUGCACUUUGACCCCGUGCUGAAGGAGCCGGCUCCCGGGAGCUGUGACGAGGGGUCUGAGGUCGAGGAGGGGGAGCCAGGCGGGAGCCCCGCCCGCCCCGUGCCGGGUUAGGGACGGACAAAGAAGGGUCGUCUGGGGUGAAGUACAGGAUCACUGCCACUCCAGGACAACAUGAGCCAAAACGAGUACGGGUACUACAGAAUCCUAACGUCAGAGGACAGCCGCUUACUGCGGCCGCAGGAAAUGAAAUUCAGCGGGCUUCAGCUCGUAGCGGACGACUCGAUACAAAGCGAUGACCUCAAACUAGAAUACCUGCUGAUCACCACCCAGGAAUACUCCGGCAACCGGAACCACGUGACGCUUCUCUUUCACUGCGUGCCAAGACAAGGGUUCUACUACCUGUGCUGCACCGACUCUCUGGAGCUGGUCCCUAAAUGCGAGGCCACGCCGUCUGAACCCAAGUACAAGUUCAAGUUUGAGAAGCACGCCAAUGAUCUCAAGAUCGAAUCCGUGAACAAGGCGGGUUGGUUCCUUCAAGUGGAAGGUAGAAAACUGAAGAUUGAAACCGGGAAGGAGCUGUGCACUCUCUUCCAGGUCCAGAAGCUUCAAUCGAACGAAAUCCCUUGCGGGAACACCGGCACUUCAGCUAGUGGGGCGUGCGGAGAGGUUACUGCAUGCGUGAGUUUGCAUCGUUAGGAGUUGAGGACGGUGUCUGUGAAUGAACAAUG